AUGGCAGACGGUUCAGACCUCGAUAACAGCAACAAGACUGAGCUGGACAGAAGUCAGCCCAGCUCGGCUAGUGUCAGCGAUGCUUCCGAACAACAAAAGGAAAAAGACCCUGUCGAUAUUCCUCCCGACUAUGCGACUGGUGUCCGACUCAUCCUCAUCAUGUUCACGAUCUUCGUGAGUACCAUUCUCGUCUCCUUGGAGAUUGGUAUCAUCGCAACCGCAAUCCCCGGCAUCACCAAUGAUUUUCGCAAGCUCGACGACGUGGGGUGGUAUGGAAGUGCUACUUUCAUCCUCGCAGCCUCGGCCUCGCCGCUGUGGGGAAAGCUGUUCAAGUACCUCGACGUGAAGUGGGUUUAUCUCAGCGCAGUCGGCAUCUUUUUGGAUGGGGGGGCCUCUGGUGUCCUCGGAGGCACCCUCAUUGUCAUAAACUACGUCGCCCCGCCGAGAAACCAUCCGCUUCUCAUUGGCACUUGGAUGGCAGUCUUUAUGGUCUCGACUAUUCUGGGACCGGUGAUUGGCGGCGCAUUCACGAGUGGUGUUACUUGGAGAUGGUGUUUCUGGAUUAAUUUGCCCGUUGGUGGACCAAUUAUCGUGCUGUUACUAUUAUUCCUGCGCAUCCCCAAGCACAUUAAGAAAGUAACAGCAACAUGGCAGGAGAUCAUCCUCGCACUGGAUCUCCCAGGCUUCUGCUUAUUACUUGUGUCUCUUAUUUGUUUGACGCUGGCAUUGCAAUGGGGUGGACAGACUAAAUCAUGGAAUGAUGGCUCUGUCAUCGCGACCUUGGUUAUGUGGAUUGUCCUCAGCAUUGGCUUCUUUAUUACUGAAUGGUUUCAGGGCCAUCGUGCCAUGGCCCCCUUCAGCAUCCUCAAACCGCGCAUGACAUGGAGUAAUGCCCUAUUCUGCCUCAUUUCAUAUGGCGCCCUCUACCAAGUCAUGUUCUAUCUUCCCAUUUACUUCCAAUCCAUCCACGGCCAAUCAGCCGUGACAAGCGGCGUGAACACCCUCCCAUUCCUCGCCUUCUUCGCCCUUGGAGCCGUUAUCAGCGGCGGCGUCAUAGGAAAGACCCGCUACACACAACCCUACGAGCUCCUCGGCGCCCUCAUCAUGACCGCCGGAAUGGCCCUGAUUUAUAUCCUGGAUGUUGACUCCUCUAAAGCCAUGUACAUCGGUGCCGAGGUGCUUUUUGGAUUUGGGGUUGGGAUCUGCAACCAGAUCCCCAUGACGGCUGUGCAGGGCUUCUCGAAGCUUGAAGAUGUUUCCAGCGCGACUGGAAUCAUGGUUAUGUGUCAAACCCUUAGCGGAGCUUACUUCGUCGCCAUCGCACAAUCCCUCUUCGCCAAUCGGAUGCUCCAGACCGUCCUCUCCGGUGAAGGUCACCACGAUAUCACCCUGGUCCUGGGCACCGGCGCCUCCGACAUUCAGGACGUGUUCAGCGGGGAUGAUCUGAAGGAGGUGAUCGCAGCGUAUAUGGUCGGUAUCAAGGAUGUGUUUGCGUUUUCGUUGGCGUGUGCGGCGUUUGCGGUCCUCUUGUCGCUGAUUAUUCCGUUUAAGAGGCUGCCGGAUCAUGGGAAGAAGGAUAAGCCGACGGCAGAUGAGGCUGUAGUGGAAGAGAAGAAUAGGGAUCGAUCUUAA
Molecule: messenger RNA, 1632 nt
Organism: Penicillium cosmopolitanum
Lineage: Eukaryota; Fungi; Ascomycota; Eurotiomycetes; Eurotiales; Aspergillaceae
Product: MDR family MFS transporter
Exons: 4
Coding region: 1-1632 (543 amino acids)
Biological process (GO): transmembrane transport
Molecular function (GO): transmembrane transporter activity
Source: RefSeq, a predicted model, not a curated record